CCCCCGUUGCCAAGCAACGCGGGCACUUCCUUGUGGGCUGCGCGGUGUGUCUCGGGAAGCAUGGAUGCCCAAGAGCUCUUCCGAAAACUCGGGGCCGGCGCCAAGUUCGACGUGAAGCGCUUCAGUGGAGACGCGGAACGUUUCAGGGUAAUCAGAACUAAGGAGAAGGAAGCUGGAGCACUGGAGAUUCAGGGAGAGCUUGACUUUUUUGCAAACAAAAGCAAGCUUGACUUUUUUGCAAACAAAAGCAAGCCCCUGCUAAACUGUCCUGAUGAUGGCAGAGGAGAAAAUUGUUCCCGUGAAUCUCAAGCUGAACUCCAGGAGUUGUCUGAAUUGCACCCUGAAAAUAAAAAAAAUGAAUCCAGACCAGUGGGCAAGGUAGGGGCUGCAUGGAAGAGAAAGGGAGAUGGUCAGAGCAUAGAAGGGAGGAAGAAAAAGAAAAAGGUUCAGGAGACGCCUCCCGUGAAUCCUGGUACUGAAAAUGAUGAGUUGCUGUGGAUGUCUGCUCUGGAAGGGAAGCUCAGCACUCCGAAAAACCAGGGGAAUAAGGAGCCCACUGCAGAGAAAGUGGAACGAGUGAGACGAGAAAAGGUAAAUCACUUCAGAAAUAAGCACAAGAUCUACAUUCAGGGAACAGAUCUUCCAGAACCUAUGGCUACGUUUGAGCAACUCGGAGAGGAAUACAAAGUUCACCCAAAGAUCAUGCAGAAUAUUGAAGCAGCUGGGUUCCAGACCCCUACACCGAUUCAGAUGCAAGCUAUUCCUGUCAUGCUCCAUGGCCGCGAACUUCUGGCUUGUGCCCCCACUGGCUCAGGAAAGACGUUGGCUUUUGGCAUUCCUGUUUUAGCACAUCUGAAACAACCCAUGAAUAAAGGUUUCCGAGCUCUUAUAAUAUCACCCACGCGGGAGCUUGCCGGUCAGACACAUCGAGAGCUGGUUAAGCUGUCGGAGGGCAUUGGCUUCAGAAUACAUAUGAUCCAUAAAGCUGCUGAGGCUGCAAAGAAGUUUGGGCCAAAGUCCUCUCAGAAAUUUGAUAUUCUGGUGAGUACUCCAAACAGGCUUAUCUAUCUGCUGAAGCAAGACCCUCCAGCGAUAGAUUUGACUAGGGUUGAGUGGCUAGUGGUCGACGAGUCGGACAAGUUAUUUGAAGAUGGGAAGACAGGGUUCAGAGACCAGCUGGCCACCAUUUUCCUGGCUUGCACCUCCCACGUUGUCAAGAGAGCCAUGUUCAGUGCAACGUUUGCGCAUGACGUAGAGCAGUGGUGUAAACUCAACCUUGACAACAUCAUAUCUGUCUCCAUUGGAGCAAGAAAUGCUGCAGCUGAGACGGUGGAGCAAGAGCUGUUGUUUGUUGGAUCGGAGACGGGGAAACUGCUAGCCAUGAGGGACCUUGUGAAAAAGGGCUUCACGCCGCCCGUCUUGGUUUUUGUACAGUCCAUUGAACGGGCAAAAGAGCUUUUCCACGAGCUCAUUUAUGAAGGCAUCAAUGUGGAUGUCAUUCACGCAGACAGGACCCAACAGCAGAGAGAUAACGUUGUCCACAGUUUCAGAGCGGGGAAGAUUUGGGUCCUUAUCUGUACCGCUUUGUUAGCGAGAGGGAUUGACUUCAAAGGAGUGAAGAUGGUGAUCAAUUUUGAUUUCCCGAGCAGUGCUGUGGAGUACAUCCACCGGAUUGGCCGCACCGGGAGAGCAGGGCUCACUGGAAAAGCGAUUACCUUCUUCACUGAAGAUGACAAGCCAUUACUGCGAAGCAUAGCCAGCCUUAUUCAGCGAGCUGGCUGUCCUGUGCCAGGCUACAUAAAACAUUUUCGCAAACUGCAAAGCAAGCAAAAGAAGAAGUUGAUUAAGAAACCCUUGGAAAGGGAACACAUUCUGACAUCUCCCCAGUUCUUACGGGCGAAAGCCAAGAAAAAAAAGAGAAUCUCCCAGAAAGUAAAGAAGAAUGCCAAGGAAGAUAAAGCCAACAAUUCUCAGGCACAGACUGCUCCAGAAAAUUGAUUCAGCUGCCUUGAAUGAUUGGUCAAAAUAAGCAAGGAUUCUGUGAUAUUUGUAGGAAGCUUGGAAGCCACAUGAACCAUUGAUGGACAAAGAAUUUAUUUUAUAUUUGGGUGUAUUUUACCUCUUUCUAUUUUGUUUUUUUUUAAGGUCGUGGCAGUCUUCCUAAGCUAAAUCCCUUCCUGCUGUGGCUGUAUGGGGACCAGGCCAUCGCCUGCUGUGACAUUUUUGCCGGGUUUCUGGGGAAGACAGUGCAAUGACAGAAGUGUCUUCUUUCACUGGGGAGCAAAGUGCCUGCUUCUCUGCUCUGAGGGAUGGGGGGAAAGGCAGGUGGGUGGAAAAGGGGACCUCACUGUUUAUGCCUUCACAUCUCCCACCUGUUAGCUCAAUACAGCUGGGAUGGGGAACUCCUGUGGCUCUCCAGGCAUGGUUGGACUCCCAGUUCCCAUCAGCCCCAGCCAGCAUGCCAAACGGUCAGGGAUGAUGGGAGUUGUAGUCCCAGCAACAUCUGGAGGGACCAUGUAAUACAGUAACAGAUUCUGUAGCGGCUGUGUUGGAAGUAAGACACAAUCAUCGCAGGCCAGAUUGCAGAUUUAUAAUUUGCAGGGAAAGCAAAUUUUAAAUCCACAGUAGAAUGCCUCUGAAGGGAAAUCCCUAAGAGUGUGUUCUAGCAAAAUAGUCCCAUUCGCCUGUACGAGGCUGCAUGCUUUACAAAGGUUCAUCCUUCCCUGGCAACUAUUGGAACGCUUUGGCCUUAAAAUCUGUAAGUCCCCCUAAUAAAUUGCCUCCCAAUGGUUUCACUGUG
This is a messenger RNA of Rhineura floridana, 2800 nucleotides long. RefSeq names its product DExD-box helicase 52 (gene DDX52). Lineage: Eukaryota; Metazoa; Chordata; Lepidosauria; Squamata; Rhineuridae. Gene Ontology annotation, biological process: maturation of SSU-rRNA. Gene Ontology annotation, cellular component: 90S preribosome. The transcript is spliced from 15 exons. Gene Ontology annotation, molecular function: ATP binding; nucleic acid binding; RNA helicase activity. The record is from RefSeq and is a predicted model, not a curated record. Bases 61 to 1998 code for a protein of 645 amino acids.